Messenger RNA from Neoarius graeffei (lesser salmon catfish), 4697 nucleotides. RefSeq lists its product as uncharacterized. Gene Ontology annotation, cellular component: plasma membrane; cytoplasm. The record is from RefSeq and is a predicted model, not a curated record. The coding region runs from base 484 to 1212 and encodes 242 amino acids. Gene Ontology annotation, molecular function: ubiquitin protein ligase activity. Gene Ontology annotation, biological process: negative regulation of extrinsic apoptotic signaling pathway via death domain receptors; protein K48-linked ubiquitination; proteasome-mediated ubiquitin-dependent protein catabolic process. The transcript has 6 exons. Lineage: Eukaryota; Metazoa; Chordata; Actinopteri; Siluriformes; Ariidae.
UCAAUCACGAAUCAGCCAUCAUUAGCGAGAACAUGACCGGGAAUCCGAGUGUUAGCAUUUAUUAAAGCUGUAUUUACUUGGUAUUUAAAGCAAAUAAUCGUGAAUAUAUGAUUUGUUAUAUGAUGGUUACGGAACUACGAGAUGACUUUCCCUGAAACAGUUUGCACCUGGUCUUUUCGGAAGCAGUGUGAGAGCCCAAUGUUGAUGUAACUGGCUCUGUGUGGGAAAACGACCGCCACCGUGGAAGAAAGCAGCAGCACAUGGCACCAGGCCUACACAAACUCGGGCUACAGCCCUGCUCCAACAUCACCCGAACACUUGUGCAGGGCCUGUGGAGGCCACUUCGACACGGCAAGCAGGAAUGUGUGUGUAGACUGCAAGAAGCACUUCUGCAGCCGCUGCUGGGUGCAGCCCGAGCUCAGGCCCGCGCUGUGCCGGACGUGUCAGCGCUUCGUCGGCACUCGUUUCGAGCGGAGUCAGCUGAUGGGGCUGAAGGUGAAGGAGCUGCGCGACUACCUGCACCUGCACGACGUCCCCACACAUACAUGCCGCGAGAAGGAGGAGCUGGUGGAGCUCGUGCUGGACCAAAACACGCCCAGCAGCAGCAACAGUAGUAGCAGCAGUAAUGGGUGCAGCAACUCCGCCCCUCAGCCAGCCGCUCCAGAUGUCUCGCAGUCCCACGCUCCUCAAUCCCAGGCAGCCGAGGAGCCAGAAUCUCUCACGGAGGAGGAAGAGGAAGGUGAAGAUGAGGAGGAGGAGGAUGAAGAGGAGGAGGAUGAAGAGUCAACAGACAGCGAGGAGACACUGGUGCACAGUCGCAGGGCCUCUCUGUCUGAUCUGAGGAGCGUGGAGGACAUCGAGGGCCUUACAGUGCGGCAGCUGAAGGAAAUCCUGGCACGCAACUUUGUCAAUUACCAGGGCUGCUGUGAGAAAUGGGAGCUGAUGGAGAGAGUCACGCGCCUCUUUAAUGACCAGAAAGACCUCCACAACCUGGUUUCAAACACUAAAAACGAAUCAGGCACAGUAGCCGAACUAGCCGAGCCGAGCGGCCAGGAGGAGAACCUGUGUAAAAUCUGCAUGGACUCGCCCAUCGACUGCGUGCUGCUGGAAUGUGGCCACAUGGUGACCUGUAGCAAGUGUGGCAAGCGCAUGAGCGAGUGUCCCAUCUGUAGACAGUAUGUGGUGCGCGCCGUGCACGUCUUCAGGUCCUGAUGGGGGCUCAUGAAGCGCCGGAGAGCACUCCUUUAAUAUCCACACACAUUCCACAUACCGGUCCUGUAUGGAGGCCCUGAGAGAUGUGAGGCUCAGUCACCGUUCUCCUUAUCGUUUCCUACAAGACUUUGUUACCUUGUUUUUGUCAGUUUGUUUAAUCUGGAGAUCUCGACCAUGUGUAUCCUUUUCCGCAUCAUCCUCCAUUGAUGUGAUAAUCCUCAAUCUGCCGUGACGUUUGACUGUGAAUGGACACGUUCGGUUGCUAGUUGGUUAUCGAGCUAAUUUUCGGAAACGGCUAUCAUAAAAUGACGACAACAUAUCAUGAAAUUUAUUAAGCUAGGUAAGAACAAGCAAGCUUACCUCAUCGAGCAACCAUAUCUGUGCAGUUGGAGUCGGUUUGGUUAGCUGGAUAUCAUAGCAAACGUUGCUGACUAAUGAUGUCUUUUUCAGAAGCAGCGUCCGUACGCAGUUUGCAUAGUUAUCAUCUAAGCUGCUUUCCAGCGUGUGUUCACGGUGACUGUUUUUGAUUUCUAAUCCAUUUUGAUUUCUCAUGACUACAUUAUGCUUUUUGUUGUUUUUUCUCCAUAUAUAAUUUUUUUUUUUUGCACAUGGACACUAAUACAUGUUAAGGUAAUUUAUACCACAGCAUUGUUGAAUUCUCAAUUCUGAUUGGUCUGAAGGUCGAUUAAUGGCGGCUCUGCAAGGCAAAUUACAGGUUCAUAUUAACGACACGCAUGUUCUAAUACGUAUAAUUGACGGGUGCAAACGCUCCAUGUAAUCGAAGCCUAAUCACAAUCUAAGUGUUUAAGAAAAACGCAUGACUGUUCUGGAAUUUUCGGGAAGGACUCUCUCGUGUUGGUCAGUCAGUUUUCCAUCUUGCGAAAGUCUUCAGAAUAGACAGCUUUGCUCUUCAAGGUUUCCUUGUAGCGUGAUGGAUUGCAUUUUUUUUUCCUGAUUAACUUCAAGAACAAUAAAAAGAGAUGCAAGUGAAUGAAUCACUCUUUGUAGCUGCUGGAACCAAGUCGUCUCAUAGAUGUUUCAUAACAUUAAAUGUAACUAUAAGCAGCACAUUGUUCUUUAAUUAAUGAAGAAUGUAAUCACUGUCAAAUUGCUGUGGUAUAAGAGGAACAAAACAUUUUGAUCACUUUGAUUAUUUUGCUCUAACAGCACACCUCCAAUUUUUUUUUUUUUUGCGCUUAUUUAGUUCAUGGUUCUCUUUGAUAGCUGCAUGUCUUGUCAUGCCGUUCAUAGUUUGUUUAAUACACUGUGGUUUAACAGCUUAGUUGUGUUUUGAACAGCUAUAGGUGGUGUGACGGUAGCUGUAUAAUAAACCUUUUCAGCUCCAGAUGAAAAGCUAGGCUGCAUGUGCAUGUCUAUAAUCAGGUGCUACUUUCACUUCUUGCUUUACAAAACGGGUGGGUUUCCCAAAAGGUUUGUAGCACAAAGAUCAUUGUUAAAUGGUAGAGCAAGCAUCACGAUGAACACACUGUCUCCUAGUUAAGAUGCUUUUAGUGUUAAGAGGCUUUUGGGAAACCAACCCCAGAUCUCAUGGGCCUUAUCUGUGGAGGUAUUUUCAUGUCAAAAUUCAUUGUACAUAAUGGCACGAUGAAAUAUCACUAAAUUUUCCAUAGGGGUGUGUGUGUGUGUUUGUGCGCACCCUUAAUGGAUAGGCAUCCUAUCCAGGGUGUAUUUCUACCUUGCAUCCAGUUACCCGGAUAGACUCUGGAUUCACAGCGACUCUGACAAGGACAUAUGUAAUGAAGAAGAAUGAAUGAAUAUAUGUGUGUGUGUGUGUGUGUAUGUCAAGCCGGAAAGUCUGCACACCCCUUUCACCUUCACGUUUUAUUACGUUACAGACUUAUUCUACAAUAGAUUGAGUUCAUUUUUUGUCACAAAAUUCUACACAAAAUAGCCCAUAAUGACAAAGUGAAAGCAGGUUUUUAGACAUUUGUGCUAAUUUAUUAAAAAUCAAAAUGUAAAAUAUUGUAUGUGCACAAGUGUGGACACCCUUUGAUACGACACCCAAAAGUGAUCUGAGGUGCAUUUUGUUUUCACUGACACUGCUUGAGAUGUUUCUACAACUUGGUUGGAGUCCACCUGUGGUAAAUUCAAUUGAUUGGACAUGAUUGGGGAUUGCCAACACCUGCCGAUAUAAGGUCCCACAGUUGACAGUGCACGUCAGAGCGAACUCCAAGCCAUGGGGUAAAAGGAAUUAUCUGCAGACCUCAGAAACAGGAUUGUGUCAAGGCAUAGAUCUGGAGAAGGGUACAGAAAAAUUGCUGCAGCUUUACGGGUCCCAAAGAGCACAGUGGCCACCAUCAUUUGUAAAUGGAAGAAGUUUGGAACCACCAAGAAUCUUCCUAGACCUGGCCGCCCAGCCAAACUGAGCGAUCGGGGAGGACAGGCCUUGGCCAGGGAGGUGACCAGGGACCCGAGGGUCACUCUGACAGAGCUCCAGCAUAUCCUUGUGGAGAUGGGAGAACCUUUCAGAAGAUCAACCAUCCAGGCAGCACUCCACAAAUCAGGCCUUUAUGGUAGAGUGGCCAGACAGAAGCCACUCCUUAGUAAAAGGCACAUGACAGCCCGCUUGGAGUUUGCCAAAAGGCACCUAGAGGACUUUCAAACCAUGAGAAACAAGAUUCUCUGGUCUGAUGAAACCAAAAUUGAACUUUUUGGCCUGAAUACCAAGCGUCAUGUCUGGAGGAAACCAGGCACUACUCAUCACCUGGCUAAUGCCAUCCCUACAGUGAAGCAUGGUGGUGGCAGCAUCAUGAUGUGGGGAUGUUUUUCAGCAGUGGGAAUGGGGCGACUCGUCCUGAUAGAGGGAAAGAUGAAUGCAGCUAAAUACACUGAGAACCUUGAAAAAAACCUGCUCCAGAGCGCUCUGGACCUCAGACUGGGGCGAAGGUUUACCUUCCAACAUGACAACGACCCGAAGCACACAGCCAAGAGAACAAAGGAGUGGCUUCAGAGAAAGUCUGUAAAUGUCCUUGAGUGGCCCAGCCAGAGCCCAGACCUGAAUCCAAUUGAACAUCUGUGGAAGGAGCUGAAAAUGGCUGUGUACCGACGCUCCCCAUCCAACCUGACGGAGCUUGCAAGGAUAUGCCAAGAGGAAUGGGCAAAAAUGUUCAGAAACAAGUGUGCCAAGCUCAUAGCUUCUUUCCCAAGAUGCCUUGAAGCAGUAAUUGCUGCCAAAGGUGCAUCAACCAAGUAUUAGGCUAAGGGUGUGUACAGAUAUGUAGCCCCUAAAUAACCUAUUUUUGUCAGUAAAAUAAAAUUGCAUAUUUUCUAAAAACCUGCUUUCACUGUCAUUAUGGGCUAUUUUGUGACAAAAAAUUAACUCAAUCUAUUGUAGAAUAAGUCUGUAAUGUAAUAAAAAUGUGGAGAAGGUGAAACAGGUGUGCAGACUUUCCGGCUUGACUGUGUGUGUGUGUGUGUGUGUGUGUGUGUGUGUGUGUGUGUGUGUGUGAGAUAUAUAUAAUUUA